Magnolia sinica is the source of this 3666-nucleotide messenger RNA. Its product is annotated as protein CTR9 homolog. Gene Ontology annotation, biological process: regulation of DNA-templated transcription. The record is from RefSeq and is a predicted model, not a curated record. Gene Ontology annotation, molecular function: RNA polymerase II complex binding. Lineage: Eukaryota; Viridiplantae; Streptophyta; Magnoliopsida; Magnoliales; Magnoliaceae. The transcript is spliced from 24 exons. Bases 97 to 3378 code for a protein of 1093 amino acids. Gene Ontology annotation, cellular component: Cdc73/Paf1 complex.
CUCUCUCUCUCUCCGUGUUUCGAGUCGAUUCUCUCCUCCAGAACUGCAAAGCUAAGGUCUCUUCUCCUACCUUCUGUCUCCGGUCAGUCGCGAUUGAUGGCGUGCGUGUACAUACCAGUGCAGAACUCGGAAGAGGAGGUUAGGGUUUCUCUCGACCAGCUGCCCAGGGACGCCUCAGACAUCCUCGACAUCCUCAAGGCCGAGCAGGCCCCACUCGAUCUAUGGCUCAUCAUCGCUAGAGAAUACUUCAAACAAGGAAAAGUAGAACAGUUCCGGCAAAUUUUGGAAGAAGGGUCAAGUCCUGAAAUUGAUGAAUAUUAUGCUGAUGUUAAAUAUGAAAGGAUAGCAAUCCUAAAUGCUUUGGGAGCCUAUUAUAGUUAUCUUGGAAAAAUUGAGACAAAGCAGAGGGAGAAGGAUGACCAUUUUAUUUUAGCAACACAGUAUUACAAUAAAGCAUCAAGGAUUAACAUGCAUGAGCCUUCUACAUGGGUUGGGAAAGGCCAGCUUUUACUGGCUAAGGGUGAAUUAGAACAAGCAUCUUCUUUAUUUAAGAUUGUAUUGGAUGAAGAUCGUGAUAAUGUCCCUGCUCUUCUUGGUCAGGCUUGUGUUCAGUUUAACCGCAGACGCUAUUCGGAUUCUUUGGAGCUAUAUAAGAGGGUCUUGAAAGUGUUUCCUAAUUGUCCUGGAGCUGUGAGGCUUGGUAUUGGCCUUUGCCGAUACAAAUUGGGUCAAUUUGAUAAAGCCCGACGUGCUUUUCAGCGUGUUCUGCAGGCACAGCCAGAAAAUGUGGAAGCUCUCGUGGCACUUGCGAUCAUUGAUUUGCAAACAGAUGAGGCUGAUGGAAUUCAAAAAGGAAUGGAGAAAAUGCAACUAGCUUUUGAGAUAUACCCCUAUUGUGUGAUGGCAUUAAAUUAUUUAGCGAAUCAUUUUUUCUUCACUGGCCAGCAUUUUCUUGUAGAGCAAUUAACUGAUACUGCUCUGGCUGUAAGUGAUCAUGGUCUGAUGAAGUCACAUUCUUUCUACAAUUUGGCGAGAUCUUACCAUAGCAAGGGCGAUUAUGAAAAGGCUGUAAGAUACUACAUGGCAUCUGUUAAGGAAAGCAACAGGCCCCAAGAUUUUGUAUUGCCUUACUAUGGGCUGGGACAAGUCCAAUUGAAGUUGGGAGAUUUUAGAAGUUCUCUUUCAAACUUUGAAAAAGUUUUGGAGGUUUACCCUGAAAACUGUGAAAGUUUGAAGGCUGUUGGGCACAUUUACGUGCAGCUUGGCCAGACUGAGAAGGCCUUGGAAACCCUCCGGAAAGCUACUAGAAUUGACCCACGUGAUUCACAGGCGUUUCUAGAGCUGGGUGAAUUGCUAAUAUCAUCGGAUGCAGGAGCUGCACUAGAUGCCUUCAAAACUGCACGCGGUCUUCUCAAAAGGGGAGGUGAAGAAGUACCAAUAGAACUGCUCAACAAUAUUGGAGUUCUUCACUUCGAGAGGGGAGACUUUGAGUUGGCAGAACAGACUUUUAAGGAGGCAUUGGGCGAUGGCAUUUGGCUUUAUAUUCUGGAUGGGAGAAUACGCAACUCUAGUGUGGACUCUGUUGCCUCUGUUGUUCAAUACAAGGACAUGAGUUUAUUCCAUCAACUUGAAGAAGAUGGUGUUUCUUUGGAACUGCCUUGGGAUAAAGUGACAACACUAUUUAAUUAUGCCAGAUUGCUCGAGCAAUCGCAUGAAACUGAAAAAGCUAGCAUUUUUUACCGGCUGAUCUUAUUUAAGUACCCAGAGUACUCAGAUGCUUAUUUGAGGCUUGCUGCCAUUGCAAAAGCUCGUAACAAUAUUCAACUUAGCAUCGAAUUGAUAGGGGAAGCUCUGAAGAUAAAUGACAAGUGUCCGGAUGCUCUAUCUAUGCUCGGUAGUUUGGAGCUUAAGAGCGAUGACUGGGUAAAGGCAAAAGAUACCUUGCGGGCUGCUAGGGAAGCAACUGACGGAAAAGAUUCAUAUGCUACUCUAUCUUUGGGUAACUGGAACUACUUUGCAGCUGUUCGUUCAGAGAAAAGAGGCCCAAAGUUGGAAGCAACCCAUCUUGAGAAAGCUAAAGAGCUCUACACCAAAGUUUUGGUACAACAUCCCUCUAAUCUGUAUGCUGCGAAUGGUGCCGGGGUUGUCUUGGCAGAGAAGGGUCACUUCGACGUUUCAAAGGAUAUCUUUACACAGGUUCAAGAAGGUGCCAGUGGAAGCAUCUUUGUUCAGAUGCCUGAUGUAUGGAUAAAUCUGGCACAUGUCUACUUUGCUCAAGGCCAUUUUUCCUUGGCUGUGAAAAUGUACCAAAAUUGCUUGCGGAAAUUCUAUUAUAACACAGACACCCAAGUUCUUCUCUAUCUAGCUCGGACUCAUUAUGAGGCCGAACAAUGGCAAGACUGCAAGAAGACUUUACUAAGAGCCAUCCACUUGGCACCCUCAAAUUAUACGCUGCGGUUCGAUGCAGGUGUUGCCAUGCAAAAGUUCUCAGCAUCAACGCUGCAGAAGGCAAAGAGAACUGCUGACGAGGUACGUUCCACAGUCGCAGAGUUGAAGAAUGCCGUCCGUGUAUUUAGCCAGUUGUCUGCUGCAUCCAGCUACCAUUUCCAUGGCUUUGACGAGAAGAAAAUAGAGACCCAUGUCGGAUACUGCAAGCACUUGCUUGAUGCUGCUAAAGUUCACUGCGAGGCAGCCGAGCGCGAAGAACAGCAGAACCGCCAGAGACUGGAAGUCGCUCGUCAGGUCACCUUGGCUGAGGAAGCCCGGCGCAAAGCUGAAGAACAGAGGAAGUUUCAGUUGGAGAGAAGAAAGCAAGAGGAUGAGCUAAAGCAAGUGAGGCAACAGGAGGAGCAUUUCGAGCGUGUGAAGGAACUAUGGAAGAGCAAUUUCUCCGCAAGUGCGGGCAAGCGGAAAGACAGGUCGACAGAUGUCGACGAGGGUGGGCAGACUGAGAAGAAGAGAAAGAAAGGUGGGAAGAGGAGAAAGAGCGAUAAGGGUUCCAAGGCCCGCUACGAAAUGGAAGAAGCCGAUGCUAACAUGUCGGAUGAACAUGAAGAAAUGGAAGAGGAGGAUGUGAAUGUCAUGAACGAACGGGAGGUAGAUGGGGCGGAGAAUGCACAAGAUCUUCUUGCAGCUGCUGGCCUCGAAGAUUCUGAUGCUGAAGAUGACACGGCACCUUCAUCCGCCAUGAACAGGCGGAGGGGGGCAUGGUCAGAAUCUGACGAUGAUGACGAGCCAUCAGGGAGGCCACGGGAGUCGAGUCCUGCAGCUGCCCAUAGAGAGAAUUCCACCGAGUUGCAGGAAAGUGACGGAGAAAUCAGAGACGACGAGAGCGACAAACCAAACAGAGAUGCUGUUGAUGACGAAGAGGACUAUUGAAUGGCGGGUCCCACACGAGCCCUGUAAAGCAAGAGACCGAAUUCAAAGAUCUCCCAUCUUAUUUGGGUUUUUUGAUACUGGAAAUUUCCAAUUGGCGGAUGGGGUUAUAUAAAAGUAUCCCCCAGCCUUUGCAGAGAACUGACCGUUGGAUCUUUGUAAUUUGAUGGUAGGCAGCAAAUUUUUUUUUUUUUUUUUUAAUUUUUAAUUUUAAUAAUAAUACUAUUAAUUUGUAAUUUGACAAUAUGCAGGACAAUUUAUAUGACAGAAAUGCCCUUUUCAAUCUCGUUA